Molecule: messenger RNA, 1323 nt
Organism: Soboliphyme baturini
Lineage: Eukaryota; Metazoa; Nematoda; Enoplea; Dioctophymatida; Soboliphymatidae
Source: the annotation of a GenBank genome assembly
AUGCGAGAAUUUGGCUAUCCGCCGUUCACCGAGAUCGAAGCUUCUGUACAGAAAUGGCAGCUUUCCAGGCGAAACUGCUUUAGCCUACUGAAUGCCUUGACUUUAUUCAUCGAAAAGGGUGUCAGCAACACUUGUUGGAAUGUGACCACUCGCCACAUGAGCGUUUGGACGGAAGAACGACUUUUGGAAUUGGUUAACUUUUUGACUACGCUUUCCGUUACCACAAGUCCGCUGUGUUCUGCUGACGUUGAGGACACUUCCUCCUUAGAAGCGAUGAUCUGUUGGAACCGAAUUGUGAAUUGUCAUGCGGUGUCGAACAUCCUAUUAACUAAUAUGGUAAAAAUCUGGAAAGUUUCAGGCGCAUUUUUGAUAGCGAAUCUUUUGAAACCGAAAAGCCUGCUUCAACUAUUUGCACUGCAGUUUUUUGCAGCAUUGUUUUCUACUUUUAUCGAACGGUGGUGCCUCAAAUCUGAGGUUACAUGUGACGAAACUGUCUCGCAGCUUAUCGCGGAAGUGUACAGUCGGCCAUUGAACGAAUUUUUUUCAUCAACAAGUCGAUGGUUCGGUGGCGUUUUAACUCAGUCGUUUCAUGAGUUUGAUCCCGACCUGUUGCGACUUUUGAUCUUAACCUCAGCGCAGCUUUCUUUACUCAGCCACUGCGUAUUCGCGGGGAAAAUCUGUCGGUCAUGGGUCGAUGAAUUUUGCGCUGAAAAGGGAGUUGAUCGUGUAAUCGACUUGUUCAUUGAUCAUGACGAAUACCUAAACAGUUUUCUACUGUGCCAGACGUUGCUCGAUUGGUAUGGACAGAGUAAGCCAGAAGUUUCUUGCCAUAAAUUCUGGGUAGUAUUUUUUGCCUUUGUCAACUGGAAUAACGACCUUCUUUUCGACAUGAUCUCGUCGAAAGAAGGAAAGUUUCUUUUUGCCUUCACCAUGUACCUGAAGCUGAUCAGAAAGCAGAAAACGAAAUUUUUUAAUGACUUGAAGAAUCUGGAUAUUUCCUUCGAUGUUUGCUGUGCCAAGUUGUUGAAGGUUGAAGAUACUGUAGCCGAGCAAGAAUGUCUCAAAGUAGAAAUUGUCGAAGUGAUCAACAACGAGAAAAGACAGCGAACAUUAGUUAUCGGCAAGAGACGGACACCUGAUCUGCAGUCCAAUGAGACAGAAAGAAAGUUGACGAUUGUGGUUAAUUGUCCAUUGAAUGCUGUUGCAAAGUUAUUUAGACGACUUCGAGAUAUGUUAAGUACGAAGCAUAUAGAAUUCAGUGUGAAACCGUUGGUCAAAAAUAUAGACGCCGUAUUAUCAACUAUUGGCGAAAGUAUAGAAUGA